AUGGGAAAUGAUUCACAAGUAGAGACAUCGAAGAAUUCGAGCGAUCACGUCGUUGCAAGUACUAAUGAAUUGAGUAUUACGAAUAGAACUGUUCAAAUUUUACAAUAUAAGGGACUCCUAUGGUCAUGUUCUCUAAGAAAAAUAUGUCUUACUGCUCUUUGGCUUCCACUAGGUGCUUUAGUAUUUUGUUACGUAUCAGCGUCUAUAUUUCAAGCAGAUGAUAUACAUGAAACACAUUGUAGGGUUUACAAUGUAGUACCAUCAAUAAGUGCAAUUACGGGAAUCAGCCCGCAAAGAUAUAUAUGGAGAAUAUGCAUUGCAUACCAUCUAGGACCAAGACUGUUAAUAGGUUCAUUAUAUUACAACUAUCAUAGAGAGCGCACUUCGUACAUCGUAGAUGAAAAGAUGCGAGAUUUUGCGGCAAAAUUAGGAGAAGCUUGUUACUGGUUAAAUUUAAUUGAGCUCCUUGCGCUUACAGGCGUUACUUAUGUGUCAAAUAGAGAGAAUUAUUUUAUACACGAAAAAAUUUUCAUUAUAUUUAUGGUAGCAUCAUUACUACAUAUGUUAUGUCGAGCUAGAGUAGGCUGUAUAGCAAAUGACAUCGUAGAGCCAGUCCGUACUAAUAAGCUUGUAUGGAUACUGUUUUAUGUUGCGACUGCGGCUACAUUGGGCCUUAUAUAUUUUUUUCUAAGACAUCGACUACUUUGUCGGCCACUUGCAUUUACGUGGUUCUCAGUUUGCGAAUAUAUCCUUGCAACAGCAAAUAUGGCUUUCCACGCUGUUGUCGUACGAGACCUUCCCAUACACGAAUUGCAGGUAGUAUGCCCCAGCCAUCAAAAGACCAAC
Messenger RNA from Brenthis ino (lesser marbled fritillary), 846 nucleotides. The record is from the annotation of a GenBank genome assembly. NCBI's taxonomy places the organism in Eukaryota, Metazoa, Arthropoda, Insecta, Lepidoptera, Nymphalidae.